Messenger RNA from Neospora caninum, 4455 nucleotides. RefSeq lists its product as hypothetical. Gene Ontology annotation, biological process: intracellular protein transport; endoplasmic reticulum to Golgi vesicle-mediated transport; endoplasmic reticulum organization. Gene Ontology annotation, cellular component: endoplasmic reticulum exit site; COPII vesicle coat. The record is from RefSeq and is a predicted model, not a curated record. Gene Ontology annotation, molecular function: protein binding; structural molecule activity. Lineage: Eukaryota; Apicomplexa; Conoidasida; Eucoccidiorida; Sarcocystidae. The transcript has 15 exons. The coding region runs from base 1 to 4455 and encodes 1484 amino acids.
AUGGCGCUGAAGGAGGUGUGCCGCAGUGCGUGCAUUGCGUGGGGGCCGCCGUCGCGAGGGCCUGUCCAUACAAAAUAUGCGGCGCCACAGCAAGAAACCUCCAACAGUCCGGGACAGUCCUCUACGCAGAGCCAGCUGUAUUUAGCCCUGGGCACCAUGGGCCUCGACCCACGCCUCGAACUCGCGGCCGUCGACUUUGCUUCUUCUUCCACCGCUCUGCCCGUCGUGGCGUCCGUGUCAGCUUCUUCACCUUUUCAGUGUAUCGCGUGGGGAAGCAGUGGCCAGAAUAAAUGUGCAGGAAACGCUGGAGAACAAGGGACUGGAGGGGGCCUUGGCGAGCGCGCCCUGGGACUUAUUGCGGGUGGCAUGGCAGAUGGAGACGUCACCCUUUGGGAUGCAGAGGCCAUCUUACGCUUAGGCUCUCCGUCUGGAUCCGAGUAUUCCUCUUUCGGGAAUGCGAACGGCGCAGCUGAUGGAGCGUCGGGUUCCAAGUCGAACGGCCUCCUGGCUUCUGUGCCCGUACACCGGAACCAACGGGUCCACUGCAUCCACUUCAAUCCCUCACGGCCCUCACUUCUCGCCGCAGGAGGAAGCAGCGGGAGUGUGUCCAUCCUCGACGUCGAAAAUGUCUACGACGUCGCGGUGUAUGAGCCCGGCGGAGAGGGCCAAGCGGUGGAGAUUCAGAUCUUCUGCGAUCCCACGCAUCGCCAAAGCCGGCCAAGCUCGGUCGUCUGGCUGCCGAACCAAGCAACUCAACUUCUGCUCGCCUACGACGACGACAGACAUCCCGUCCUGCAACUGUGGGAUUUGCGGAACUCGUCGUACCCUCUGCGCGAGACAGCCUCUGACGGCGUGUAUGGACACACGCGCGGCAUUGUCAACGCCGCUCUGAACCCCAUGGAUAGCCGCAUGCUGCUGACCAGUGGCCGGGACAACCGAAUUGUGUGUUGGUGGCUAGAAGAAGACGCCUUCCACACCCAGAGCCAAGGAGCGAACCACCCCAGCAGCGGCUUCGGCGUGUACAUGCAGCAGCAGACUCAGGAGCCGUAUGUACAGCUCCAGUGGGCUCCGUCUUCGACCCCCGGCGUCUUCGCCGCUGCAGCCCCGAUCCGCGUCUGCAUCAAGGGCCUGGGCAGCGGAUGCCUCGCCGCUGAUUCCAGCGUGGCAGCUGGAGGCCAGCAACAGCCGGGACUCGGAGCCGGGGGCGAGGGGGGAUGGAUGAUGGGGCCUGCGCACGACAAAUACAUCCCGUCCUGGUUCAGGCGGCCUCGGGGAGUCCACCUGGGCUUCGGAGAGGACAUUGCUUUCUUCGGACCUGACAGCACCUCUGUGGUUUGCUCGACCUUGGCUUCGCCUCCGCCAGCUCUGGCGACAACAACGGGGUCCUCUGAGGUGGACGCGUCGUCGCUGGGCGAAGACGAACGCGAAAUGGUGGGAAAGCAUGAAGAAUGGAGAGAAGAAGAGAAAGACCUCCGCCAAGAGGCUCUCAGCCUCGACGGCCAUCUCCAGCGCGGGGACUGGCAGCAAGCAUGUGAGGAGGAACUGCGGAGACUUCGUGGCGACAAGGCCGACGCAGAGACAGAGAUGACAGAGAAAGUGUGGAAUCUCCUGGCACGGCUCUUCCAGCAGCCCCGGUCGUCUGCCCUCGUGGAGGCUUUCACGAUGCCGCGGAGCGAGGUGAUUCAGCGCGUCGAAGCCUUUCUCGGGCGCCCGCUUCCCUUGGCUCUGAAGAAGAAAGAAGCCGAAUGCCAGCAGCAGAUGCACAGCGCGCCCUACGCCCAGCCGGGAGCGGUGUCUCCCUCUGCUCCCGCUUACGGGUAUCCCUCGGGAGUCGCCCCGGCAGACGCGUACGUAAGGCCGGAUGCGGGGUAUCGGCCGCAGCCUGCUGGCGGCGCCCCAGUUUACGGGAGCAGUCCGAUGGCCGCGGGGGGACUGCCUGUGGGGCAUCCACCGGAUGGCGCGAACGCGGUGAACGCGAACCGGAAUGGCUUCUACGGCGGUCAACACGUCAAUGGAGUCGAGCCGCGGGCCUUUCAGCAGGAGGAAGUCGAUCCAGAAAAGUUCUUCUCGCAACUCUCCUCGGGGACCGAAGAGAAGCGACCGUGCCAAGCUGAGGGCGACAGCCAAGUGGAAGCAGAGAAAGCCGAACAGCAGCUGCCAUCGGCGCACCGAGGUGGCGAGACAGCGGAGACCCAGGGCGCUGAGACCGAGCCCGAGAAGGCCGCACCUUCGCGCGCCGCACGUCUGGGCUCGUCCCAGGCUGGCCCGAUGGACUGGGACUCAGAGGUGGGCUCUCUGGUUCGCGCGUGUCUCUUGUCUGGCUGCCUGGAGGGGGCUGUCGAACUGCUUCAAAGCUACGGGAACGAAGCGGAUGCGCUUCUCCUGGCGGCUGCUGCGGCCGGCGCAGGGUGCACCAGCGCCUUCCAAGGGAGCAGAGGGAGCGUGGCAGCCGUCGCCGGCGCCGAUGGUGCGCAGCUGUGGAAUGCUGCGUCUCGGAGCUACAUCGAGAACAUGGCCGACCCAUUCAUGAAACUCGUGGGCUAUGUGAUCUUGGAGGACUUCCCGGCUCUCAUUGCUGCUGUCCCGAUCUCGCACCUCGCGGAACCGUGGCGCGACGCCCUCGCGUUGCUGUGCUGCUACGCGACUGACGGGCCACAGCUGGCGAGCCUCUGUCGCCAGCUCGGCGAUCGGCUGAGUUCCGAGGGCUCAGAUAUCUUUGGUGCGCUCUUCUGCUACUUCUGUGCGGGGGACUUCGCGGGCGCCUGCCGAAUCUGGAGACAAGAUCUCCAGCGCCGCCUGAGCGAAAAAGGAGGGGCGACCUCGGCGUUCGCCUCCGCCUCGGGCAAGGCCACGCGGAGCCGCAGCGCCUGGCAGGGGCACCACCUGCUCGACGCGAUGAAACGCAUGCUCAUUUUGCGGGCCGCGCUCCGCUUCGAGGAGCCGUGCGUCGAAUUCGAGGAGGUUGCUGUGACGUACGCCUCGUACCUGUCUUCCGACCCGGCGCUGUUCGCGCCCGCGAUGCGUCUCCUCGUCUCCACUUGCGGAGUGGGCUCGGCUCAGGGCGCCCGUGGAGCCGUAGGCGAGCAACAGAGGCAGCCUCCAGGCUCGGCGCCUUCCGAAGACGUCCGCGCCGCAGCGGGGACCCUCGCAUUCCGCCUCUUCCACUCGCAGGCUGAACAGAUGCAGCGGCUGGGGUUCUUUCCGCCCCCGUCUCCCUUCGAAGGCAAACUCGCCCCAGGGGCCUUGGCAGGCGUCAAGCAGCCGGCACAGACUGGGCCUGUGGCCUUCGGUGCAGCCCUGCGAGGAGGCGCAGCCGAUCCCGGUCCCCUCGCUCAGCGCCAGGCCCAACCGCCGAUGAUAGGAGGACAGAGAGGUUCCGUGGGCUCUGUGGGAUCGGCUGUUGACAAUCGCUUUUCUGCCUUCCCGGCGAAAGGCUACGGCGGGGUGUCGCCCGUGGCAGAAGGUGGCCCGAUGCCUCCGCCGUCGUCGGCGUUUGGUGCGACGGGUCAGCCUGGUCUCCAUCCCUCCCUCUCUUCGAAGCCUCCUUCUUCCUCGCCGUUUUAUCCGGGAGCGCCGUCCACGUCUCAUCCCACUGGACGGCCGAUGCCGCCUGCUGCGGGCGGGCCUCCCCAGGGGCCCUACCCGCCCGCGCACGCCCCGAACGUGUCUCCGCGCCCGACACCCACGGGGCCCGUACCUCCGCCCCAUGGAGUGUCUCCGGUCGGGGGCCUCUCGCACUUGCAUCCGGCUUCCUCUCCGUCUCAGCCCCCCUCGCAGAUGGCGCUCCCCCCAACGAGCCUCGGGGCGUUCCCGCCGUCGGGCCCGCAGCAAGGCAGAUUGCCUCAAGCAGGGACACCGGGGGCCUUCGACGGACCUGGAAAUCCCCCGGGAAGCAUGGGCACGUUGGCUGCGCAGCUGCCUCCCAUGGGCGCGUCUGGAGUGCCGACUUUGCAGCAGCAGCAAGCGGAGGAAAAGCCCGUCCCUGCCUACUCAGCGCCGACUGUCGGCGCGCAACCUAUCAAACCCGGGAUGCCGGUGCCGUGGCCCAUUCCGACCUCUGCUCAGCUUAACUCGAGAGCUACAAAAAGCACGUACGCGGCGAAUGUUAAUAUCCAUAAAGCGACGGAGAAGCCCGACGGGUCAGGCGCGCCUUCGCCUCCAAUGCCCCCCGAGAAGCAGGCCUACGUGCAACGAGUCAUUUCUCAGUUGCUCCAACUUCAGACAGGCGCAGCCGCACAUGAUUUGAACCAGAAAAUGGAGGAACUCUUCAGCAAGAUGCGAUCAGGAGAGCUGAGCAGCGCUGCUAGUCAGCGAGUCGUGCAGCUGUGCGAACUGGUGGAACAGCAGCAACACAUCCAGGCCCAGAAAGUGCAUGCGGAGCUGUCGUCCACUGAGUGGGGCAGCGGCAACAAAGCUUGGCUUAUGGGUUUGAAGCGGCUGCUGCCGAAGCCGUGA